GUGGCGAUAAAAUUCAAAUAUGAAGUUUGUGGUUAUUUGCCUGGUCGUUGUGGCCCUGUGCUGCACGACCGCUGAAGGAGACAAUGAUGACGUAACAAUACUUCCUUAUGAAGUCAGUGCCGAGGACCUUAUCGCCAACUUUAUUAUCCCGAAGAGGCCGCUUAUCGUAAAGGACGCUUGUAAGAAUUGGCCACUGUAUAAGAUGCUUCAUAAUUCAAAGAAAUUAGAAGCUAUUAAAGAUGUCAAACUAAACACGUCUAUGGUUCACCAUUCAAACUACGCGCCCCUUGAGUCAACGUUUGGCGAUUUCGUGAAAGUAGACCUGCACGGUACUUCCUUCAUAUACGAUGUCCUUAACGGCGACCCGGCUAUCUCAAAAUCUCUUAAAAUGCCAUGGAUGAUUUCUUCGUGUAGUGACCUUCAAGAAGAGUUCAAAACACACGGUGACAUUGUAUUGACCGGUAGCAAAACGAAAAGAAAAAGUUCUGCCGCCCUGGAUUGCACUAACGCGAAUACAAUAACAGCUAUUUUAUCUGGGAGAUCGACAGUUAGAAAGAUGGGGAAGAAGCACUUGUACGAACUCGUCAGAGGUGACAUGCUGUUCACGCCAAAGGGAGUCUGUCUUAAUGUUAUGAAUGUUGGUACAUUCGUGAGCGCGUCCUUCUCGUGGACGCUUGAAUCCGAUGAAUUACCAGUCAUGGCAAAGAAAUGUGCUCGGCCGUCACUGCGGUCUGUCGUUGAUGAAACAUGGGUCUGGCAAGACGGCAAUAAGAAAUACAUUAGCGAAAUCCCCGAUGUCAAGCUCAACUCUGGGUAUAUGAUGCCACCAAUCGGACUGGGAACUGCUCGUCUUUUUAGUAAAACAUACGAGACCGUUAAAACCGCAUUGAAGCUUGGCUACAGAAUGUUAGACACUGCUCAAAUAUACACUGGAGAAGAUAAAAUAAAUAACUUUAAAGUGUCUUCCGAAGAGGAGAUUGGUCGUGCCAUUGCGGACAGCGACGUACCACGCUCAGAGUUGUUCAUCGUCACAAAACUCGCUCCUGAGAGCAUGGAAAAAGAGAACGCAAUCGCAAAGGUGGAAGAGUCGCUAAAGAAGUUGAGAACAGAUUAUAUUGAUCUUCUCCUAAUCCAUGACUUCUACAUGAGCACCGCGUGUGGUCCGGAUGAUACUGACCUUCCAGAAUGCAAGAACAAUCCUUUUCUUGCAUGGAAAACAAUGGAAGAAAUGCAAGCAAAGGGUUUGGUUCGGAGCAUUGGUGUUAGCAACAUUUACAUUGAGGAUCUUCAAUACCUUGUGAAAAUGGCCAAGACACCAAUAAGCGCUGUGCAGAACUGGUUCGACCCACUUCACCAGGAAAGAGAAAUCAGGGCGCUUUGCGCAAAGAACAACAUUCGUUUUAUGGGAUACAGUGCCCUCGGCUUCACAUGGAUUGACAAAGAGCAAGGACUAGGACGCGAUGUUAACCCGGUUCUUACAAACCAGAACAUUGUCGCUAUUGGAAAUAACCACGACCUCCCAACAACCUUGGUGGUCUUGCGCUGGGCAAUGGAAAUGAAUGUGACCGUAAUGCCUUGCACAACAAACGUGGAUCAUCUGGAGCAGAAUCUAAACAGCAGGUUGUUCCCGCUGGACAGCAUGAGCUUCCCAUUGAUGGACAAACUGGACAAUCUUUUGGGCGAUCCGUUUCAGGACGAAGAACUACCAGAGGAAGAACCGCAAAAGGAAGAAAAGCCAGAGACAGAAAUGCCAGAGAAAGAAAUGCCAUCCAAAGACGAGCUGUGAUUGAAUCUCACAUAUUGUCGUUGGUUUCUUAAUGUUUCUCUUUGUUGUUAUGUUGGAUUUAGCGCCUUUCGGGCGACUUUGUGGCGUCUUGUCUUCUUGAAAUACAGUUACAAAGUUCAAG
Molecule: messenger RNA, 1907 nt
Organism: Ciona intestinalis (vase tunicate)
Lineage: Eukaryota; Metazoa; Chordata; Ascidiacea; Phlebobranchia; Cionidae
Source: RefSeq